CGCAUGCGCAUGCCAACACUUCUGCAUGCAGUCAGUAAACAUGGCAUUAGCACUACGAGAAAGAGUCCUACGGUUCGGUUUAAUUGUGAAUCGUAAUUUAGUAAAGACAACUGUUGUCUCCAAUAAACGGUAUUCGUCGGAAAAAGCGUCUUCCAGUCCGAAAGAAAGUGUCUCUUCUGAAACAAUCGACCAUGUUCUCUACACACCGGAGCAUUUUGCAUUAAAAGCAUCUUUGAGAAAGAUCAUUGAUCAAGAGAUAAACCCUUAUGUAGACAAAUGGGAAGAAGAGGGCCAGUUUCCUGCACACAAGAUCUUCAAGAUCCUGGGCAGUGCAGGAUUUCUGGGAGUCAACAAGCCUGUGGAAUAUGGAGGUUUGGGGCUGGACUUCAGCUACAGUUUGGCUGUUGCUGAAGAACUGGGGAACAUCAACUGUGGAGGAAUUCCCAUGGCCAUCGGAGUUCAGAGUGACAUGGCCACACCUGCAUUGGCAAGAUUUGGAUCAGAAGAACUCAAGAAAGAGUUUCUACUUCCAACCGUAAUGGGAGACGUGGUGGUCUGUCUCGGUGUGAGCGAGACGGGGGCCGGCUCUGAUGUUGCAAGCAUAAAGACGAAAGCUGUUCGCAAAGGAGAUGAUCUCAUCAUCAAUGGGGGAAAGAUGUGGACCACCAAUGGUACCCAAGCAGACUGGAUGUGCCUCCUCGCCAACACCAGUAAUGACCCUCCACACAAGAACAAAUCCCUGAUUUGCUUGCCCAUGAAUCUGCCCGGAGUUCAUAUCGCACGGAAAAUAGAUAAAAUUGGCAUGCGGUCCUCGGACACGGCUGAGGUGUUUUUCGACGAUGUGCGUGUGCCCUACAAAAAUAUCAUAGGGCAGGAGGGAAUGGGCUUCACGUACCAGAUGCUCCAGUUCCAAGAGGAGCGACUUUGGGGCGUGGCCAAUAUCCUAACGACGAUGGAGAAGGUUGUCCAAGAAACCAUUAAUUAUACCAGACAGAGGAAGAUUUUUAAUAAGGCAGUUCUGUACCACCAGGUAGUUCACUUCAGACUGGCUGAACUGGAGACCGAAAUCGAGUUGUUGCGCUCCUUAUUGCAUCGUGCCACAGCUCUGUACAUUAAGGGAAAUGAUGUCACUAAGUUGGCAUCAAUGGCCAAGCUGAAGGCAGGACGACUGGCCCGGGAGCUUGGUGAUAGCUGCCUCCAGUAUUGGGGUGGAAUGGGCUUUACCAGUGACGUCCUAGUCAGCAGGUUCUACAGGGAUGCCAGGUUAAUGUCCAUUGGUGCAGGAGCUGAUGAGGUUAUGCUGUCAAUCAUUUGCAAAUACAUGGACACACUACCCCGGAAAUAAGCUUGCUAAUAAUUAUUGUGGUAUUAAUUCAUUGUGAAAACAAAGUGCACUUAAACAAACAUAAAAUUUCAAAUUAAAUCCAUCAGCUUGUCACAAGUAUUUAGAUAUACCUUCAAACAUUAUAUAUUGUUGCCGUAAUGAAGUCUGUUAAUGGAAACUAGUGGGGGUGGGGCUAUAUGUAAAUUGUAAAAUAGAAUAUGUAAAUUAUGAUAAUAGUUGUACAUGACUAGUUUUGUUAAUAUGCAUGAGAAACAUUAAAUAGUUUUCAUCCUUCUGUACAA
Molecule: messenger RNA, 1626 nt
Organism: Paramisgurnus dabryanus
Lineage: Eukaryota; Metazoa; Chordata; Actinopteri; Cypriniformes; Cobitidae
Product: zgc:85777
Biological process (GO): fatty acid beta-oxidation using acyl-CoA dehydrogenase
Cellular component (GO): cytoplasm
Molecular function (GO): flavin adenine dinucleotide binding; acyl-CoA dehydrogenase activity
Source: RefSeq, a predicted model, not a curated record